Messenger RNA from Spodoptera litura, 1497 nucleotides. Its product is annotated as dynein regulatory complex subunit 11-like. The record is from RefSeq and is a predicted model, not a curated record. Gene Ontology annotation, molecular function: ATP hydrolysis activity; ATP binding. NCBI's taxonomy places the organism in Eukaryota, Metazoa, Arthropoda, Insecta, Lepidoptera, Noctuidae.
UAGGCUAUAGGGCAGCAUGGUCUCUUUUUGAUGAGAUGCCAAAAGAUAAGUUUGGCGAAACAAUAUACGGGUACAUGAAGCCGCUACUGACUGAGGAUCUGAUGAAGGAUAUGCAUCUGGAGUGCAGGAAGAUUAUCGAUGAAAUGAUGAGGUUAGAUCUAAAAAUGCUGAUACAGAAACACCAGGCGGAUUUUAAAUCAAUGGGCAAGAAGUUUCCUAAAGUCAAGCCUAGAAAGAAACCUAAGGCGCCACCCGUACCGAAACCCGUAAUUUAUGACAAAAAGCUGAUCAAGCAAACAGCGCCAGUCUUUGAUCUGAACUUAGUCUCAAAACCCACAACAAAACUCUGUGAAGUGUACGGCGAUUUGAAUUAUGCAGCUUAUAAUUUCAAUAUUAUAGAUCCGAAUGCAUCGUUCCCCUUUCCAGCUUAUGGCGAUAUCAAAGAUAGAAUAAGAUUGUCCUGUAUAAUGGGCUGUGGGAUCCAAGCUGGAGCUACCAGGAGGAAGUCUGUGAUGCUGUUAGGUCCUGAGAGGAAUGGAAAGCAGUUCCUCGCUGAUGCUGUUGCUGGGGAGUUGAAUGCCAUAAAAAUCGAUAUAACACCCGAAGUUUUCACAGCUCUGGUCAACAAACCUCUGAAAAUUUUGAACCAAGUUUUCCUAACUGCAAAAGCAUUUCAGCCAGCUGUAAUAUUCAUGAAAAAUGUUGAAAGAGUAUUCGCUACAAAGGUGCCUCCAGAAGAUAAAUAUCUUAAAGCUCAAGUUCUUAAAGCGGCUCUAGCGAAACAAAUUAAACAGAUAUCAGUGGAUGAUAAAGUUAUUUUCAUUGGAACCUGUACUAACCCUUGGAGUGCUAAAGCAAAACCUAUGGCGAGCAUAUUUGAUGAGAUUUUGCUCGUCCCAAGAACUGACUACGGAUCCUUGUCACAAUUUUUAUAUACUAAACUAAUGAGCAUAAGGAGCAUACCAAGAGACAUUUCCGUUCAGCCAAUGGCACAGUUGCUACGAGGGUAUAGUUUCGGAGACAUUAUCAAAGCUUUCGAUGAGGUCAUGACUCCGGAAAGAAUUGUUAGAUUAAACGUGAAACAACUGUCGCCAGGUGAAAUAUUAGAGGUGUUGCUACAGAAGGACUUAGAACCUAUGGAUACAAUGGAUUUUCAAAAAUACGUUGACUUUUCCAUUCAAUUCGGACCUCUGAGCACUGAACGCGAAAACUAUGAAAGGAUUAAUAUAUUCAGAGAAGAUUUCUAUAAGAAAGAGGCGAAGAAAAAGAAGCCUAAACUUUGAAGUAGAGAUCACUUACAGAUUAACUCUUUGAGUACCGUCGUUAUAGACACAAUUAUAGAACAAUAGGUUGCGGUCACCGGUGACCGCUUGGUGUUUGACUGUUUAAUGGCCAUAUUCACCAACCUCUUCUCAAUUUUAAGCAACCCCUAAACUAAGACAAGUUUGAGAGAGCCAUGCUUCGGCUCGACCGGAGUGAUACCACGGCCUCACAGAA